Messenger RNA from Fusarium subglutinans, 354 nucleotides. RefSeq lists its product as uncharacterized. The transcript has a single exon. The coding region runs from base 1 to 354 and encodes 117 amino acids. Lineage: Eukaryota; Fungi; Ascomycota; Sordariomycetes; Hypocreales; Nectriaceae. The record is from RefSeq and is a predicted model, not a curated record.
AUGACAAAACAGGACCAGCCAGACAAGGCCGCGGCUGUGCAAGGCGAUGAGAGAGAGAGAGAGAGAGAGACAAGAGCGUUGCGGUGUGCGUCGUUAUACAGCAGUUCAUCCGCGCAGCAAAAGAUGGUGUUGAGCUAUAACCCCGGUCUCAACUAUGACAGGUGCCAGAUCGGUUUGGUCAUUGCGGAUGGCCGUAUCGACAGUGAUGCUGAGGCCAUAGUGGCAUGGAAUCGCAUGGCAUGGCAAACCAUGUUAUGGCUCUUUCGUAGCAGUGGGUUGGUCGGAAGACAACUUGAUGAAGACCGAACCCAGGAUAACCUCACUUUGCAGCUCCGUAUUGGGCCAGCUCAUUGA